This is a messenger RNA of Spodoptera litura, 2277 nucleotides long. RefSeq lists its product as uncharacterized. The record is from RefSeq and is a predicted model, not a curated record. Gene Ontology annotation, cellular component: extracellular region. Gene Ontology annotation, molecular function: chitin binding. Lineage: Eukaryota; Metazoa; Arthropoda; Insecta; Lepidoptera; Noctuidae.
AAAAUUGAAGGGUUUACCGUUUUUAUCUUACUUUUGUUACGGAUCGCCACGGUAACGAGACAGUGCGGUCAAAAUGAACACAGCCAUCUGGCUUCUAUGCUGCGCGGCGGCCGUGGCCAGCUGCUCCGGACUCUCAAUCCCAUUGAGACAAAAUCCGGAGACACUGUGCCGUGGUCAAGAGAACUUCUUGAGGAUCGCCUGCAUCGAAAGCUGCUUCCAGUACUAUCAGUGUUAUUCCGGCAACUCCUACCUGAUGCUAUGUCCACCAGGAACUUGGUUCAAUGAACCAGAACAGGUAUGUGACUGGUCACCUGCACCAGGGCACUGCGUCGAACCAGAACCUGAGCCAGAACCAGAACCCGAACCCGAGCCGGAACCUGAGCCAGAACCUGAACCCGAACCUGAACCAGAGCCAGAACCUGAACCCGAGCCAGAGCCAGAACAAGAUCCGGAACAAGAAGUCGCACCCUUCCAGGCUGAAGGCUCCGGCGAAGAAUGGCAAGACGAUGCGGUCAAAAACUACUUGAAAGCUUUCAAAACUGUGAAACAAGAAGAAGUUGUUGUCGAAGAUGGUAUCAUUGAAGGUGAUGAUGAAUUCGAUGGCGAGUAUCUUAAAGCCCAAGAAGAAAACCUUGAUGAACAAGAAGAUUUACUCGAGAAAGCUAAGAAACUGAUGAGGCAAGAAGAAAUCGAGGAGGAAUCAGAAGCUGAGCUAGCCAUGAAACGUCAGGUAGAAGAAAAAUCUAAUGAUGACGACGAAGAACUCAUGAAGCGUCAAGAAGAAGAAGUAUCCGAUGAUGAUGUAGAAGAAGCCAAGAAACGCCAGGAGGAAGAAGUCGAGGAUGAAGUAGAAGAACUUAAAAUGCGUCAAGAAGAAGAAGAAGUUGUGGAUGAAGAAGAAGUUAUGCAGCGUCAAGAAGAAGCUGAAGAUGAAAUAGAAGAGGCCAAAAAACGCCAAGAAGAAGAAUCUGAAGAUGAAGUAGACGAAGUCAAAAAACGUCAAGAAGAAGAAGUUGAGGAUCAAGUAGAAGAAGCCAAAAAGCGUCAGGAAGAAGAAAUUGAUGAUGAAGUAGAAGAAAUCAAGAAACGUCAAGACGAAGAAGCUGCGGAUGAAGUAGAAGAAGUUAAAAAACGCCAAGAAGAAGAAGAAGAGGCAUCCGAAGAUAAUGCAGAAGAAACCAGGAAGCGUCAAGAAGAAGACUCUGAAGAUGAUGUUGAAGAAGCCAAAAAACGUCAGGAAGAAGGAGAAAUUGAUGAUGAUGUAGAAGAGGUCAAGAAACGUCAAGAAGAAGAGGAUGAAGCUGAGGAUGAAAUAGAAGAAGCCAAGAAACGCCAAGAUGAAGAAGAUGAAUCCGACGUUGAUGUAGAAGAAGUUAAGAAACGGCAAGAAGAAGAGUCUGAUGAUGAAGUAGAAGAAGCCAAAAAACGUCAGGAAGAAGGAGAAAUUGAUGAUGAUGUAGAAGAGGUCAAGAAACGUCAAGAAGAAGAGGAUGAAGCUGAGGAUGAAAUAGAAGAAGCCAAGAAACGCCAAGAUGAAGAAGAUGAAUCCGACGUUGAUGUAGAAGAAGUUAAGAAACGGCAAGAAGAAGAGUCUGAUGAUGAAGUAGAAGAAGCCAAAAAACGCCAAGAAGAGGUAGCAAUUGAUGAUGAUGAUGUAGAAGAAGUCAAAAAACGCCAAGAAGAAGAACAAGCUGAAGAUGAAAUAGAAGAAGCCAAGAAACGCCAGGAAGAGCUUGAAGACGCCGAGGAAUCUGUAGAUGAAGUAAAACGUGUGAAACGUCAAGCAGAAUUCGAGGACGACGAUAAUGUAGAGGAAGUCAAGAAACGCCAGGAAGAUGGUGAAGAUAAUGAUGAUGAAGUCAACGAGAACGCUGAAGAAGAAGAAUCUAAGAGGAGUCAAGAAGAAGAAGGUGACAAUGAAAUCGAACAGGAACCUGAAGAAGUAGAUGAUGAUGAAGAAUCUAAGAGAAGCCAGGAAGAAGACGAUUCCGGAAAUGACAAUGACGAUAAUGAUGCCGGUAAUGACAAUGACGACAGUAAUGAAUCAGAAGAUGAUGCAGAUGUAGACUCAGAAGCCGAUUUCAAGCGCAGAGUAAAGAAGUUCUUCAAACACGUGUUCAGAAUUUUAAACUAGAAGAGACUUCGGUAGCAUUGUAAAAUGUUUUCUAGAAGUAACUUUGAAAUUAACUUAGAAAGUAAUUAGUUUUAAUUUAUUUAAGUUGUAAACAUCACUUUGUGCAAUUUUGUAAAUAUUAGCGUGGUUAUUAAAUUAUUUAU